Molecule: messenger RNA, 2721 nt
Organism: Penaeus indicus
Lineage: Eukaryota; Metazoa; Arthropoda; Malacostraca; Decapoda; Penaeidae
Exons: 3
Coding region: 129-2300 (723 amino acids)
Cellular component (GO): extracellular region
Molecular function (GO): chitin binding
Source: RefSeq, a predicted model, not a curated record
CUCGUCGUCACCUCCUCUCCGCGGCGCCUCUGGAGUCUUCUUCCCCAGUGCGACGUUCGACCCUCCUUCUGUUCUAGUGGCACUCGUCUGCGCCGUCUGCAGCUCCCUGGUUUAACAGCCUCUCGAGGAUGAACAGAAUACUGAUUUUAGCCGCUCUGGCCGGGGCAUGUCUAGCCCAGCAAGGUUACCUUCCACCUACCAAUGGAUUUAAUGGUAAUGGCAAUGGUAAUGGCAACGGAAAUGGCAAUGGCAACGGAUUCGUUAAUGGCAACGGAAAUGGGGCCAAUGGAAAUGUGUUCGGAAACGGAAACGGAGCGAAUGGAAAUGGCGUGAAUGGUAAUGGUUAUAGUUAUGGUAAUGGUAACGGUGUAAAUGGUAAUGGUAACGGUGUAAAUGGUAAUGGUAAUGGUGUAAAUGGUAAUGGAGUGAAUGGCAAUGGCGUUAAUGGAAAUGGCAAUGGGUAUAGCUAUGGCAACGGCAAUGGCAAUGGAAAUGGUGUGAAUGGUAAUGGUAAUGGCAAUGGAGUAAAUGGCAAUGGCAACGGCGUGAAUGGCAAUGGUAAUGGCGUGAAUGGCAAUGGAUACAGUUAUGGAAAUGGUAAUGGAGUAAAUGGCAAUGGUAAUGGAGUAAAUGGUAAUGGAGUAAAUGGCAAUGGUAAUGGAGUAAAUGGUAAUGGUAAUGGCGUGAAUGGCAAUGGGAAUGGAGUUAACGGCAAUGGAAAUGGAUACAGCUAUGGAAAUGGUAAUGGCAAUGGCAACGGCUUGAAUGGUAAUGGUAAUGGCGCAAAUGGCAAUGGAAAUGGGUAUAGUUAUGGCAAUGGCAACGGCGUGAAUGGCAAUGGAAAUGGCGUGAAUGGCAAUGGUAAUGGCGUGAAUGGCAAUGGAAAUGGCGUGAAUGGCAAUGGGAAUGGAUAUAGUUAUGGCAAUGGCAACGGCGUGAAUGGUAAUGGCAAUGGUAAUGGUAAUGGCGUGAAUGGCAAUGGCAAUGGAAAUGGCGUGAAUGGCAAUGGAAAUGGAAAUGGCGUGAAUGGCAAUGGCAAUGGAUAUAGUUAUGGCAAUGGCAACGGCGUGAAUGGUAAUGGCGUGAAUGGCAAUGGGAAUGGAGUUAACGGCAAUGGAAAUGGAGUAAAUGGCAAUGGAGGAUACAGCUAUGGCAAUGGAAAUGGCAAUGGCAAUGGGAAUGGAGCAAAUGGAUAUAGCUAUGGCAACGGCAACGGAAAUGGCAAUGGAAACGGCAUCAAUGGCAACGGAAACGGCAAUGGCAUCAAUGGCAACGGAAACGGCAAUGGUCUCAAUGGCAACGGCUUCGUAGAUCCUAUCACUGCCCUCGCUGAUGCCAUUGGCGGUGGAGGCGUCCCAGGGCAGGACUACCCCAUCUUGGCCUUCGUCCCCGCCACCGGGUUCUCCUGCGACGGCCAACUGCCUGGAUAUUACGCUGAUACUGCUCCCGAGGCUGGAUGCCAGGUGUUCCACAUCUGUCAGGCAGGAGGCAGAAUCGACUCGUUCCUUUGUCCCAAUGGAACUAUCUUCAACCAGCAAUACUUCGUGUGCGAUUGGUGGUACAACUUUGACUGUUCGACGGCUGAACAGUUCUACGGUUUGAAUGCUGAGAUUGGCAAGGUGAAUGGAAAUGGCAAUGGCAACGGCAAUGGAAAUGGCAACGGCAAUGGAAAUGGUGUAACCAACGGUAAUGGAUAUGGAUACACCAAUGGUAAUGGCAACGGCAACGGAAAUGGCUACACCAAUGGCAACGGCAACGGAAAUGGCUACACCAAUGGCAACGGCAACGGAAAUGGCUACACCAAUGGCAACGGAAACGGAAACGGUGUUACCAACGGCAACGGGAACGGAUACACCAACGGUAAUGGCAAUGGUGUAACCAACGGUAAUGGCAAUGGAAACGGCAUUACCAACGGCAACGGUAAUGGAAAUGGAUAUACCAACGGAAACGGGAACGGAUAUACCAAUGGAAAUGGUAAUGGAAACGGUAAUGGAUAUACCAAUGGCAAUGGAAACGGAAAUGGAUAUACUAAUGGUAACGGAAACGGUUACACCAACGGCAACGGUAAUGGAAAUGGAAACGGCAAUGGUAAUGGAAAUGGAAACGGCAAUGGUAAUGGAAAUGGAAACGGCAAUGGUAAUGGAAAUGGAAACGGCAAUGGUAAUGGAAAUGGCAACGGCAACGGCAACGGCAAUGGUAAUGGUUAUUACUAUGGUGCCCCAAAUGGAAACGGAAAUGGUAAUGGUGGAGCGACAAAUGGUAAUGGAAUUAACGGGCUCUAUCAGACGCCGAGCUUCUAAACGACGAAAUGUCCUUCGUUUCCUCCUCUUCCUUUCUUUUAACUUUUGCGAACGUUACAAAGAAAACGAUUAUAUUUAUAGGGAAGACUUUUAAGUUAUGCGUUUUUAGCCUUAAUACUAAUGAUCUUAGUCAUUAGCUGAAUCCGAGACCAUAAAGAGUGAAACAUUAUUUUCCUAAAUAAAAAAACGUUUAUAUAUUUUGCGUAUAGGACUAUUCUAUUGAAAUUAAUCAAUAAUUGUUUGAGUUAGCUGUUCUUAAUUUUGUCAGUAUUAUGUCUUUAACCGUAUUCUGUAUCAGAAUGUUUCACUUUAAUGGUUUAUCAAAGUUUAUAUACUUGUGCCAUAAGUCUUUCAUAUAUAAUGGUUUAAAUGUAUAUCACAUAAUAAUAGACAUUAUAUAUAACUUUGAGAAUAAAGUUUA